Lampris incognitus (smalleye Pacific opah) is the source of this 7066-nucleotide messenger RNA. It is a transcript of the gene klhl3, whose product is annotated as kelch-like family member 3. NCBI's taxonomy places the organism in Eukaryota, Metazoa, Chordata, Actinopteri, Lampriformes, Lampridae. The record is from RefSeq and is a predicted model, not a curated record. Gene Ontology annotation, molecular function: protein binding. The coding region runs from base 472 to 2310 and encodes 612 amino acids. The transcript is spliced from 15 exons.
CGUGUGGUCAAAAUGUCUAUAUUUGGAAAAUGUGACAUAGCAUGAACUUUUUGAGAAAAUUGAAACCUUUUUCUUCUAAUCGGUGGAAGGACGUCACGCUCCAAUAAGUGGUCAUAAACAAUGCAACCGGGGUGAAGAAAACGAUUAUUGAGCUCUGCAAAUCGCAAAAACUAAUUACAUGUGAGCGACUGUCAAUAGUAAGAGGGGGCUUCCUAAAAGUCUCGGGCAGGCAUGGGCGCUAAAUCUGUUUUAAUUCUUUUUAUCAUCUGACCUGUUCAAAGAAAAAGGGGGUGUUGUUUCUCCCAAAGAUCGCGCCAAUAUGACAACAGAUCAGAUUUCCUCAACCGGAUCGGUUUUAGUGAGACGUGUGUAUGCCAGCCGAUUUUCUGCGGAGGGCAGCACCAAGCCAGUGAUGUCCCUCUCCGCCGAGGAGGAGGCGGUGGGCACUCGGCAGCGGGACGCUCCCUGCUAAUGCGCGGUGCAGUAUCCAACGCCGCGACUAUGGACGGUGUAUCGUUGGGACACUGCCUCUCAUGUCUUACCAAUCGGGCAGCCACUGCAUCCUCACCGCGGCCAAAUGGCACCGGUGAAUCUGAGGAGGACACAGUCGAUGGAGGGAUGCACACCUUCAACCAGACACACAUGAGGAAAGCCUUCCAGCUGAUGAAUGACCUGCGGAGCAAGAAGAUGCUUUGUGAUGUCCAGCUGGUGGCAGGGAGCAUUGCAGUACCAGCUCACAGGGUUGUCCUUGCUUCCUGUAGUCCCUACUUCUGUGCCAUGUUCACAGGUGAUAUGAGUGAGAGUAAAGCCCAGGAGGUGGAGAUUAGAGAGGUGGAUGGUCAGACCCUGAAGAGACUGGUGGACUACAUCUACACAGCUGAGAUAGACGUCACAGAAGACAAUGUCCAGGUUCUCUUGCCAGCAGCUAGCCUUCUCCAGCUGAUGGACGUACGUCAGGUGUGCUGUGAGUUCCUCCAAUCCCAGCUUCACCCCUCCAACUGCCUGGGCAUCAGGGCCUUUGCUGACCUCCACACGUGCACACAGCUCCUCAACCAGGCCCACGCCUAUGCCGAGCAACAUUUCUGUGAGGUGGUGCAAGGAGAGGAGUUUCUGGGCCUCUCUCUACAACAGGUGUGCAGCCUCAUUUCCAGUGACAAACUCACCGUCUCUACAGAGGAGAAGGUGUUUGAGGCAAUGGUUGCGUGGAUCAAACACGACAAAGCGGCACGCCUGGAACACAUGCCCAAACUGAUGGAGCAUGUCAGACUGCCACUGCUGUCCAGGGACUACCUCGUACAGAUUGUGGAGGAAGAGGCUUUGAUAAAGAACAACAACACAUGUAAGGAUUUCCUAAUUGAAGCCAUGAAGUACCACCUACUGCCAGCUGACCAGCGCCACCUCAUGAAGACAGACAGAACCCGGCCGCGCACUCCUAUCAGCAUUCCCAAGGUCAUGAUUGUGGUAGGGGGCCAGGCUCCUAAGGCCAUCCGCAGUGUUGAGUGUUAUGACUUCCAAGAAGACCGCUGGUACCAAGUAGCCGACCUGCCUUCCAGACGCUGCCGUGCUGGCGUGGUCUCAAUGGCAGGCCAUGUGUAUGCUGUCGGGGGGUUCAACAGCUCACUGCGGGAGCGGACGGUGGAUGUGUAUGAUGGGGUGAGGGAUCAGUGGAGUGCGGUGUCUAGCAUGCAGGAGAGGCGCAGCACGUUGGGGGCCGCAGUGUUGGGUGACCUGCUGUAUGCUGUGGGGGGCUUCAAUGGAAGCAUUGGUCUAUCUACAGUAGAAGCGUACAGUUGGAAGACCAAUGAGUGGAUCUAUGUAGCCUCCAUGAACACGCGACGCAGCAGUGUGGGAGUGGGGGUGGUCGAUGGAAAGCUUUAUGCCGUUGGAGGCUAUGACGGUGCAUCCCGUCAGUGUCUCAGUACAGUGGAAGAGUACGAUCCUGUCACUGACCAGUGGAGCUAUGUGGCCGACAUGAGCACUCGGCGUAGCGGGGCAGGUGUAGGAGUGCUGAGUGGUCAGCUGUACGCGGCGGGCGGUCACGAUGGACCUUUAGUGAGGAAGAGUGUCGAGGUGUAUGACCCACAGACCAACACCUGGAGACUGGUGUGUGAUAUGAACAUGUGCCGACGCAAUGCAGGUGUGUGUGCCAUUAACGGGCUGUUAUAUGUGAUUGGGGGAGAUGAUGGAUCCUGCAACCUCUCCUCAGUGGAGUUCUACAACUCAGCCACGGACAAAUGGAGCCUCAUUCCCACCAACAUGAGCAACGGGCGUAGCUAUGCUGGAGUUGCAGUGAUCGACAAGCCGUUAUGACUAAGGGCCUCCCUGCCCCUUGAGGGCUGGGUCACCCAUAAUGGCAUCGCUCCAGAGGCAGCCGGAUUUUCUGAGGCACACACCGAUGUUUGAGGCUCAACAGUCAAUGUAACGUGUGAGCUAGAGACUGGCUGGAAGGUCUGAACAAUUUUGAACGUCAGCUGACAUAUACGAGGCUGGAACUUGAGGGUUGAGAAGAGACCGGCCUGUCUAUUUAGCUGCUAUCUCCAAGCCACUUUCUUUAGACACAAAUGAAAUCCUGGCUUGCGAGAACAGUUUUGCACUAGUCCUGGGCUGUAUGAACUACGGUAUAGUGGGCCUGUUAAGUGUCUGUUAUGAAGAUAGAAAUGCGAAUCAGCUCUACUAACCUGAUACAGGCAUUGGAAAGAAGACUGUCAGUAAGAGGGAACUGCUGUACGCUGGCCUGACAGGACAGAAGAUUUCCAAAUUCAGAAUCCAGUAUAAUGAUCAGAAGUGUCCACUGGCAGUAUCUCACUAAUAAGAGUGGAUGCCGAAUGCUGUCAUACUGUUGGCAGCUGCCAACAUCGGGCAACUGAUCUGAACAGCUUAACAUGUCACAGAACAGAAACAUCCACCGUAUCAACUCCCUGAACUUUGGUAAUCAUAGCUAUUCAUACAGACUGCUAACAGCCUCAUUUACCUGUAAUAAGUCACUUGAUUUGAUACUUUGGCUUGCUGCAUUGUCUAUGGUAUUGCACUGACUGGCAGCAGAUAGGGCAGUGCUGGCAUGUAAAUGGCUACUGGCAACAACGGUGUGUAAAAGUCCAGUUUUUCCUUGCUGGUUAGUGAGGAAGCGAUGGUGCACAAUGGAAACAGUUGAUGAAUCAUCAUUUUUGCCUCAGUCCUUGAAACAGGAGCAGGCCUCCAGCGUCUAGUUGCUCAGUCUGGACACAGCAUUAUUUGAUACAGUUUAUUGGGCGAAUAACUAUCAGAGCUUGAAAUCAAUGUUGAUCCAUUCAGAUUCAGCAACUGACACCUUUUAUAAUAAUAAUCAACUCAAGAAAACUGGAUUCUUUAAAGAGCUGUGGCAAAAUAGAAAUCACUAUUGGACUUAAAGUAGCAAAGUCAUGGACACCACAGAGAUGGGCCCACCCACAGAAAUGGCUGGGCCCCUGAAUAGGUCCAGUGAAUAUCAACACAUGCAUGCUCUCUCUCCUACUAAACACAUACAUGUAAACUGAGAGACUUACUCAGUAACAGGGGCUACAUAGACACACACACACACACACACACACACACACACACACACACACACACACACACACACACACACACACACACACACACACAAUAGAACUCUUUGACACACUUAAACACACCAAGGUCAGCAAUGAUCUGCUACACUUACACCACACAUUUCUUAGUAGAAAAUGCAAUUUCUUAACUUAUGGCUUCAUCUUUGCCUCAUAUACAGCCAUCUUCCUUGUCUUACUGGAUGCAAAAUCCUUUAUAAUGUCUUUAAAUUCCAUUUGUUUAGCCAGUUCAAUGGUAAGUAUUGCCAUUAUCAUUGUUUAUAUUUAGAAUGAACAUGAUUAUUGCUGCUCCCCCGCCUCACAGCAGCUGGGCCCCAGAAAGCUUUCCCCCUUUUCCCCCUUAUGGGCGGCCUUGCACAGAAAGUUGGUGCUUUAAGUAAUGGGAUACAAGAACAUUUACAUCAAAAAAUUACCAUACCCAAAUCUGAUAUUUAUUUAUACCUUCUUUGAUAAACACUCUUUGUGUUACACAAUGGUGAAUAUUUGCAACCUAUAGGCUUGUCCUAAUAAGUGGUCAAGUAAAAUAGAAUAAAAAGGGGGAUACGAGUCACUCUUAUGUGCUCCAGUCCAUCAUUCUGCGUCAUGUAGACUGAAGGUUGCAAAUAGGUCGCUGUGUUUGUACGAGCUUGCCCUUAAAGAUAGAGAACCACCUCUGUGGUGUUGAAGGCAGGUUAGCCACUUUACCAGAGUACUUGAUGGGUUUACUGUGGAUGCACUACUGAUGCACUGUAGACAUGCACUGACUAGAUGCAAAUUAGCAGGCUGGCUGUCUGCCACACUUACUAUCUGACUGGCUGGGUGGAUGUAUGCCCCAUCUUACGGACUGAUUGAAGGAAUGGUUGACGGGCUGUUCAUCUGCCAGUCUGACUGUGUCACAGAGCAUCUCUCAGCUGAAUGGUCACCCCACUGCUUGCCUCCAAGGAGACAAGGAAGAGUGUCUUAAUCCUCUUCCUCCAGAAUCAGAAUAUGGACCCAUGAGAGGGUGAUAUGAUGGGGGGGCCAAUGCAAAACUACAGCCAUAUUCCAGGUGACAACUAUGUGGUCAUGUUGUGGUUUUAUCACCCUUACAGCCAAUUGAAAUGGGAGAUUCGUGCUCGUCACUAUCUAAGAGUGUUUCAAAUGCACUGCAAAAACCGCCACCAAGGGUCAGGGAGUACAUCUAUCUGGAAUGCACAACUCCUAAGAGAUUUCAAAUGGAAAAGGCCUGUUUCUUGCUUUCUUCACAAAUGUUUCAUUGUUUUUAUGAUUACAAUCCCCUGAGGUAAUAGUUGAAAUAUGUAAGCAGUAGUGGGUGAACUGAAGUUAGUGCCAUAUUAAAGGGAUAUAUUGAGAAAAUGAGAUUUUAUAGAUACUUUUAUAUUUAAAAAUGUGCUGAGCCAAAAUCUAUCUGCGUACAAUCUGCUAAACUGUUGCAAUAAAUCAGCAGGCAUCAGUUUCUAACAGAAUCAUAAACUCGAUUUUAUCUCGUUUUCUAACAUUUUAUCACUUGAAGGUGGCUUGGGUUGUUGCAAACUAACAGAUUAUACAGCACCUGAAAAGAAAAGGAGGUUGCAAGGUAAUCUUUUUUGUAAAGUGAGAUAUUUCUAUUCAUUGUACAAGCCAAAGGUUUUUAUCUUUAUUACAUCAGUUUGCAAUUAAAGCUACAAUCCUGAAGAUGGUCCAUUUUCGUUGAACUUACUGACACCUGUGGUGGUGGUAAUUGCAUUGGUGUUUGACCACAACAGAUCCCAGAGAUCCAUUUGAAAUGAAUGUGUCACCAGUGCUGCUGUGUCAGCACUUUCCCCCAAUGCCCCAAUGCCAAACAAAGAAAAAAGAUGAACCUGAAAUAUUGAUGUGUGUUUAAAGAUCUUCUUUGAGACUGUUCUUCUGAAUCUGCUUAUCGGUCAUACCUUCUUUUUUAAACUCGCCACCACCUGCCUUAUUCUGCUUUUGGCUGCUAUAGAGAAGAUGACACUAUGCGGCAUCUCAUUGUAGCAGGCAAAGUCCUACCCGACAGCUAAUAUUAGAAUUAGCCAUUACAAAAGUCUUUCAUGAUUUGAAUAUUCAUGGAUUCGCUAUUGUCUUAAAUUUGCCAGCAAGAGUAUCAAAAAAGAUGUUUGUUUGUAAUUAAAUCUUCAGGAUUGUAGGUUUUAAUAUAAUGAUCUAAAUGAUUAUAAGCACAGUAAAAAUUCCUAACUGGGUUAAGAAAAAACAUUAAAAUACACUCAUAUGGUUCCUCUGAUGUUUUUAGACGUUUAUGGCACCAUAAUGUCUUUUAUGAAUUUAAUCUUCUUGCUCUUGGACAUUUUGGCAAUGGGAUGGCAGCAGCACAACUGACUGUAAUUUCUGUUUGAUUCAAUCAAAACCAAGCAGCAUUCUACACUUUAUUUGGUUUUCUCAGUGUAAACUGAAUUCAUGGUACACAGAUGUAGUGUGAAUUCAGAUGUACUAUAAAUGUACUACAGAUGAUCAGUUCAAAUCCAGCAAUAGGGAUAGAUGGGUGGGUCAGCAUGUGUUGGCUUUUCCAUCACAGGUUCCCUUGAAAAUGCAGCUAAAGAGGAGAAAGUUCAUUCAUCGAUGCUGAGAAAGGAGGAUGCCAUCCCUUUUCAUCACCCCCCAUAUCAUCUGCCAAACAAAGAUGUAACAGAAUGAUUCUCAAACUUUUGUGUUGUACAACACUCCUCUGCCAGGCACUUGGUACAUAAAAAUACACUGAGAAAAUAAAGGACAUGGAAUAUGAGCCCAAAUAGCCUCCACUGACAACAAGAAUCCAAGUUCAGGCCCUUUUGUUUAACAGUUAAAGAAUUAGGAGAACAAACAGCUACAUUUAUCAACAUCCCUCAUUACCAAUCUUUGGAAAUUGAUUUUUCACUAAUAGCCUAUUUGAAAAAAAGAAACGACACCACCUAUUUGAUGGCAUGUAGAAUCAAAGCACGCUAUCUAAAUUCUCCUUUUAAAGCCAGAGAUUUUGAAGUCCUAAACUUAAUAAUUAAUGCGUUCAUGAUAUCUGCUUGGUUUAUGAACUGUAAUAAAAAGGUUUACCAAUUGGACUAUGACACUGAGAAGACUUUGAACUUCAGAGAGAUCCCCCAUUUAAGGAGGUUUCCCAUCUACUACAAAUUAAUCAUCGGCACAACAAUCCCUUGUCUUCAGAACUGGCAUUGGCACACUUGGGUCCUUGGGUGAGGAAAAAAAAAGUAUUUCGCAAAUUGAAUGCUCUAGAUUGGAGUUUGACUCAUGAACUUAAUGUGUUUAUUUUCUUAACCUGUAGGGAUUUUGAGCACACCCAUAGUAUUCAGCAUACCAUCACUGAAUACGUCUCACCUGGCAGAGAACCAUCCCAUCUCUCAGACUUAACUAUCUUGCAAAAGAUAAGGAGCACAUAGCUCAGCCAAAGUGAGGGAAGGACCUAGACCGAUCUGUAAAAGCCUCUUCACACUAGCAAUGAUGUUUCAAUGCAAUAAAUGAUAAAUUCGCACAGCAAUAAAAAAGUACAAAGCUCA